This is a messenger RNA of Dendronephthya gigantea, 4488 nucleotides long. RefSeq lists its product as uncharacterized. Bases 1 to 4488 code for a protein of 1495 amino acids. NCBI's taxonomy places the organism in Eukaryota, Metazoa, Cnidaria, Anthozoa, Malacalcyonacea, Nephtheidae. The transcript is spliced from 2 exons. Gene Ontology annotation, molecular function: zinc ion binding; nucleic acid binding. The record is from RefSeq and is a predicted model, not a curated record. Gene Ontology annotation, biological process: DNA integration.
AUGGCAGAAAAUUUGGCUAGAGCCCAAGGUAGACACGUCGGUCUUCAAACCUACUUGAAAGCAGUAACGAAUGAAGUAACUGAAUAUAUUUCGGCCGGACAUUGCGAACAAUCAAAGCUUCUUGGGUUUAAGAAAACGGUUUUGCAACUCAUUGAGCAAUAUGGCACUGUGCAUGAGACAAUUUUAUCUUUACUUGAACCGGACAAGAUAGGGCCGGAAGUAAUCAAACACAUGCAAAGCCUAGAACAGACAUAUCAAGUUCUGGCACAGGUGGACUUAGAGCUUGAAAAAUUUCAGCUUAAUCAAUACCACACUAAUACAGUUUCAUCAGGGGGUACAAGUGGUCAUCGUCCUAGCAACAGCCAGAUCCAUCGUAAACUCCCUAAAAUAGGAUUGCCCCAAUUUUCGGGUAACCCGCUUGAAUGGCAGGGGUUCUGGGACCAGUUUCAAGUUUCAGUUCAUGAGAAUGUCAGUAUCAGUGAGAUUGAUAAGUUUAACUAUUUGAAGGGAUGCCUCAAAGGUGAGGCACACACUACAGUAUCGGGGUUAACCUUAAGUUCAGAAAACUAUAAGGACGCCAUUGACAUAUUAAGAGAUAGAUUUGGUAAUGAACAAGUAUUAAUUUCAGCUCACAUGGAAUCAUUGUUAAAAAUUGAUAAAAUACGAUCGGUUAGUAAUGUAAAAGGGUUAAGGACACUUUAUACACAUGUGGAAAAUUGUAUAAGAAAUUUACGGGCACUUAAGCUUGACACUAGUGGGUAUGGGUCACUUUUGAUCCCUAUAUUAAAGGAUAGGCUUCCAGAUGAGAUUAAUAUGAUAAUUUCGAGACAAUUUUGCGGCCAAAUCUGGAGUCUAGACAAAGUUAUGGAGUACUUCGGAAAUGAACUGAAGGCUCAGGAGAACUGCAACCCUCAAAAUGUUCACUCGGAUGCACCUAAAAGGAGGGAGCCUUACACAACAAGUGGUUUGUUCAGUCAGAACAGUAAAAUGCAAUGUUUUUAUUGCAACGGUGAUCAUUUUGCUUCUCGGUGUGGUAAGGUCACUAAUCGACAGACUAGGAAAGCUAUUUUGCGUAAGAGUGGUAGAUGUUUUAUAUGUCUAGACACUGGACAUCUCGCCAAACAGUGUAGGUCUAGGUAUGAGUGUAAAAGGUGUAGGAAGGGAAAACAUCACAUUUCAAUUUGUGAGACCAACCCUACCGAAACUAAUUCGGAAGAAAAUAACGGUACAGAAAAUUUCGUUGGGCAUACGGGGUCAGAAAACAAGGGUAUACUUUUACAAACAGCCAUAGCUUUUGUAUGUGCAUCAGAUAAGACAGAAGUUAAGAAUUACACCAGAAUUUUAUUUGACAGCGGAAGUCAACGCUCCUAUAUUUCAGACAAGGUUAGGAGUAGGUUACAGUUAAAAACUUUGCGGAAAGAAAAGGUUAUCAUUAAAACAUUCGGACAAUCAGGUGAUAGUCAGGUACAAGAGCUUGAUGUUGUACAAGUAAAUGUUAAGGAUAAGUCUGACCAUAAAUUCACAUCCAUCGAAGCCUUGUGUGUUCCCUCCAUAUGUAGUCCUUUAACCAACCAGCACAUAGAUAGUGCACAACGGAUUGAGGAGUUUAAAAAUUUAGAAUUUGCUGAUCGCAAUGAAAAAUUCUCAGACUUACCAGUAGGUAUCCUAAUAGGCAUUGAUUUUUACCAUACCUUCAUGACAGGAAAAAUCAUCAGAAGUAGGGAGGGCCCUGUUGCAUGUGGUACUAAGUUGGGUUGGGUACUCAGCGGGCGACUGGGCUCGAGUUCCCCUGAUCUACAUUGUUUUGAAACACACUUAUUGCGCACUACCGCGGAUACAGUCCCAACAGAUGCCUUACGGAAUGACUUAGAUAAAUUUUGGGCUGUUGAGAGUAUAGGCUUAGAGAAGGAUCAAGUUGUAAGCGACUUUAGAAACAACAUAAUGCAUGACGGCACUAGGUAUGUGACUAAAUUACCCUUCAAACCAGAUCAUGAGCCUUUAGCUGAUAAUUUUGCAGUGAGUGAAGCACGAUUAAAGUCACUGAAAGCUCGUUUACUAUCAAAAGGGAUCGUUAAUGAUUAUGACAACAUUUUUAAAGAAUACGAACAGCAGGGUAUCAUCGAGCGCAUCCCAUCUGACGAUGUAGCAGGGAAGGUGGGUCAAGUCCAUUAUUUACCACAUAGACCAGUAAUACGGGAUGAUAAGGAAACCACUAAAAUCCGCGCAGUCUUUGAUGCUUCCUGCAAAACAAAUAGUGGCCCCUCACUUAAUGAAUGCCUCUAUGCGGGACCAAAUCUCAUCACAAAAAUUUUUGACAUUCUCUUAAGAUUCAGGCUGAAUAGAAUAGGGAUUUUGGCAGAUAUAAGACAGGCCUUUCUAAAUGUCGCGAUAUCUCCAGAACAUCGCACAUUUUUGCGUUUUUUAUGGUAUGAUAUUGAUUCGGACGAACAAAUAAUAUAUCAGUUCUCUCGAGUUGUUUUUGGAUUGACUAGUAGCCCCUUCCUUUUGAAUGCUACAAUUAAACAUCAUCUAAGUAAGUACAUUAACCAUAACGAGAUAGCGGUAGAGACGUUACAGGAUGACCUGUAUGUCGAUGAUUUAGUUAGCGGGCGUAACAAUCUUGAGGAAGCGAAGGAUUUGUACAAUAGGAUUGUCUACCUUCGGUUCAUUAGCGAUGAAGGUGUGAAAGUAUGUUUUUUUGCUUCUAAAACAAAGGUUGCUCCUCUGAAAGCCCUUAGUAUACCUCGACUAGAAUUGUUAGGCUGUCUACUACUAAGUAAAUUGAUUAGGGAGGUUCUUGAAGGCGUUAAAAGUCGUAUAGAAUUGGAUAGUAUACACUGUUGGUCGGAUUCGGAGGUGGCGUUGUGCUGGAUCAGAGGAAAAGAAAAAUGUUGGAAACCUUGGGUGGAAAAUAGAGUAGUUUCUAUUAGAAGUGUUGUAGAUCGUGAUAGAUGGCAUUUUGUUAAAGGAGAUGUCAAUCCUGCAGACAUCCCCACACGAAUAUCUGUCACCCUUAAUGAAUGUUUUACGGGAAGAUGGUUCUCUGGACCUUCCUUCCUCCUGUCACAACAUUUCGAGUCCGGUGGGGAGGACAUCAGUACUGAUGGUACUAAUGAAAACCCUUUAGAUCAGGCCAAUAGGGAAGCAGCUAGGGUAACCUUAGUUUCUGAAAUUACCUGUAAUACCAACACGACACGGAAGAAUACUUCAGACAACUUGUGCUCACUUAACACUGUCAUAGACUGCACGAAGUACAGCUCGCUGAAAAAACUUAUAGUCGUAACCGGUUAUGUGAGGAGAUACGUCAACAAUGUGCGUAAACGAGCAAAACAACUAACAGACGUAAUCGUAGAAGAGUUUUUAACGGUCGACGAAUAUGAAUCAGCGCUGUCGCUGUGGAUUAAAGCAGAACAACGACUGAUCAGAGAACAGUCCAACUACGGUAAUCUUCGCGGAUCGUUGAACCUUUUUGAAGAUAAAGACGGGCUGUUACGGUUAAAGGGACGAUUUGCGAACUCUCGAUUAAAGUACGAAGAACAAUUUCCGGUUCUGCUUCGGUCUGACAGCCAUUUGACCAAGCUAAUUAUUUGGGACGCCCAUGAAUCGACCAUGCAUCACGGAGUCGAGUCAACGUUAGCACGAGUUCGAAAGACAUACUGGAUCAUCAAGGGACGGAAGAGCGUAAAGGACGUGUUACGGAAGUGUGUCGUUUGCAAGCGGUAUCAAGGUAAAGUUUUGUGCAACCCUGCGUCUCCAGAUUUACCAGCAUUUAGAGUGGACCAUUCAGGGUUUGCAUUUCAAGCAACUGGUUUGGACUACGCCGGACCCUUGUACAUUAAGAACAACUCGGACAGUAAUAAGGUGCACAUACUAUUGCUAACUUGCGCCUCCAGUCGUGCUAUACAUUUAGAACUUACGAUGGACAUGUCGAUCGAAGGAUUUUUGCGUGGAUUUAAACGAUUCAUUGCACGUCGAGGAGUACCAGAGAUGGUGAUCAAUGAUAACUUCAAGACGUUCAAGUCGAGGGAGGUAAAACGGUUUAUGGUACGCCAGGGAAUAAAGCAACGGUAUAUUCUUCCAGCAUCGCCAUGGUGGGGAGGUUUUUAUGAACGCCUCGUACGGACAGUUAAGACGUGUCUUAAGAAGACAUUAGGUAGAGCCUACACGACGUUCGAGGAACUCCAAACGAUAUUGUGUGAUAUCGAAGUUGCCAUCAACAACCCACCAUUGGCGUAUCUGAGCGAGGAUGAUCUUGAGGAACCGCUGACUCCAUUUCAUUUAAUGUACGGACGGGCAUAUACAAAGGAGAAUCUUGGUAGAAGAACGGCAGAUGUUGUACCGGGAUUCGAUGUCGGACAGUGUAGAGAUCGAUUUCAGCAUCUGCAGAAGGUGUUGAGAGAUUGUUGGGUUCGAUUCCGGAACGAAUACCUGAACGAGUUACGCCAGAUGAACAUGCAUCUACCGCAGAACGAAGGGUUUCAUUCGUGA